Diaporthe citri is the source of this 465-nucleotide messenger RNA. RefSeq lists its product as uncharacterized. The transcript is spliced from 2 exons. The coding region runs from base 1 to 465 and encodes 154 amino acids. The record is from RefSeq and is a predicted model, not a curated record. Lineage: Eukaryota; Fungi; Ascomycota; Sordariomycetes; Diaporthales; Diaporthaceae.
AUGCUAUACCAAACCGACCGCAUGAAGUCGGCGUUAGAGAAUCUCUACGCCCAGCUCAUCAAGUUUUUCAUCAGGGCGAUUCAAUGGCUCCAAGAAAGUCCACUUCAACACAUCUUGCAUAGCAUCACCAGGCCGCCCGACUUACGGUACAAGGACCUUCUCGAGGAUAUUGACUGCCACUCCCGCAGAAUUGAUCAGCUCGCUGUCUCAGGAUCACAGGCUGAAGUAAGAGCCAUUCAUAUGGAAGUUGUUGACGCACGUGCCACUGUCAUGGACAUAAAGAAAAUGAUGGCCGAGUUUCAAGCAAUCAAUUCUAGUACGGCUAUCGACACGAACCAACGAUUAACUGAUAUUCAGUUCUCCAACAUUACCUCCAGCAUGGCAAUUUCUCCACUAGGAGAUCACAUAAAGACACUCCAGCACCUUGUGCUCAUGGCAAAGCGUGCUAGGAUGCCGGAAAAGUAG